CAAGUUCCGAUACGCAUGCACCCUUAAACAAAAUACAGAGCUUCUGUGUCAAUUGAGUUUCUCGAUUCGAUCUAAGGGAAACUGAACUGAGCGGAAUCCAGAGUCUCUAGUGUGGAGAUUUCUCAAAUCCUCGGUUGGGUUCAAACUGCAGUCUUGAGGUGCAACGUGGAAUCGCUUGACGUUUCGGUUAGAGUCAAUGUGAUGCUACAAAGACCUUUUGGGCCGAACGUGGUUAGUCCUAAAGGGAUUCAGAUUGAAUUUCCUUCAUGCGUUUUUGUUUGUGGGUCUUUGAGGUCUUUAACUUUGGACGUGGCACAUGUGAUUUUGAAAUCCCCUUGUUCUAGCUCCAAUCUGGUCUGCUUGAAACUGGUAAAUGUUACUGUAGAAGAUGAUGAUGGGUUUUGCAAAUGGGUAUCGCUUUACUGCAAAUCCCUCAAGGAAUUGUCGCUUUGGGGAGUGCAAGGCCCCAAGAAUGUCACCAUUAAGAGCUCGUCUCUGGAAUUGUUCGUGAUUCUUCCUCGUAUCUUCCAUCUUACCAUUUCUGGUGAGAAACUUGAAAAAAUAUAUGUAGAUUGGGGUUUUCCAGCACACACCAAUUCUUUGAAUGUUUUUGCUCCAAAUCUCAAGUACCAGACAUGGUUUGGAAACAUAAUGAACUAUCAUUCUCUUGGAGAGUUGAAUUGCUUGGAACAAGUCGAUAUUUGUGUCUGUACUAUGUUGACUAAAGGAACUGGGCGAAUUCUUGACUUACACAGCAAACUCGAUAAGUUCUUCGGCAGUAUCCGAAGCGUUAAAGUUCUUGUUAUAAAACAACACACUGCUCAGAAGCUGAUGGAGGAAGUCUUCAUGCAUUUCCUGGAAUCAUUCUAUAAUGUUCGGAAUUUGGGUGUUAGUAUUAGCUCAGAUUUGGAUGACAAGAUGAUUCCAUCAAUAGUCUCUCUUCUCAGAGCAGUGCCUAAUUUCACUACUUUGGAUAUAAGAUCGCCUCGCGAUAAAGUCUUUUUUUCCGGUGGACCUGUUGAAUCAUCAUUCGAUACUGGUCAUUGGCAACUGCAAGAACUCGACUUCAUCAAUCGGAUUAAGGAGGUAACAAUAGAGAUUACUGAUGGGUCUAAUGGAAUUGAGUUUGCAAAGUAUGUGCUGGAGAAUUCUCCUAGUUUGAAAAUAAUGUCCAUCAUAUGUGCACCCACUCAAAAAUCAAGCUUGAUGGAAGGGUUUAGGACAAGUAGGGUUAUAAACCCUAUCAUGAUUGUCUUUCUGGCUCAAGACAACAAGAAUAAAGUAAUAGUUAGUGCUCAUUAGGGGCAUAUAUAAUUGCUUCAUAUAUAAAUAGUACUUUCUCAUGGCUAGACUGGACCUAUCUUGGUUUUGUAUUAUUAAUGAUUCUAGGUAACAUAUAUAUGUUCUAGAUUUGCAGUGUUCUGUUCUUGAAUUUGUCCUUGCUACUAUCUAA
This is a messenger RNA of Rosa chinensis, 1453 nucleotides long. RefSeq lists its product as uncharacterized. The record is from RefSeq and is a predicted model, not a curated record. Bases 202 to 1302 code for a protein of 366 amino acids. Lineage: Eukaryota; Viridiplantae; Streptophyta; Magnoliopsida; Rosales; Rosaceae. The transcript has 3 exons.